AUGUUACGCAAUAUCUUGCUCGUGGGCUCUCUACUUACUUCUAGCAAUGCAGUGAGCUUCAAAGAGCAGGGCAGUCAAUUGGGUGAAACAGUCUCUGUAGGCUGUCACCAAGCCUGCACCCAACUUUCUACUACCUUUGGCUCUGCUUUCCAUUAUCCCGAAAGCGAUCGAAACUUCAUCAUUUGGGAUGCCAAGCAGUACGAAGUUCGCCCGGCUUGCCGUGUCGAGCCCUCCAAUGCGAGUGAUGUGUCCCGUGUGCUGGGUAUUGUCAUCGAUCAUUGGUGCAACUUUGCCGUCAAGGGUGGCGGUCAUUCAAGACAUCGCGAUGACUCAAAUUCUGUGGCCGGUGUCACGAUUGACCUUGGCCGCAUAAAUUCCGUCGAGGUCUCGAAAAAUGGCAACACAGCGCGCAUUGGCGGCGGUGCAACCACUGCAAAAGUUUAUCAUGACCUAGAUUCUCACGGCCUUUCUUUUGUCGGUGGACGAGUUGGGGCUGUCGGCGUCGGCGGGUUUACACUGGGAGGAGGAACGUCGCCUUUCUCCAACAAGUACGGCUUGUCUCUUGAUAAUGUCUUCGAGUAUGAAGUUGUCCUUGCCAAUGGUACUAUCCUAACUGUCUCUGAAGAUGAUCAUCCUGACCUCUACUUUGCGCUCCGAGGAGGAGGUAACAAUUUCGGAAUUGUGACUGCCUUCACCGUUCGCAUAUUCACUCAAGGUCCUGUUUUUACUGCUGCGACAAAAUAUGCCAGCAAUCAAACCGAGCAAGUUCUCGACCGGGUGUACGAUCUUUGGGCCGGUGAACUUGCGAGUGAUGUUGAGAUGGCCUACGAUAUGUACUAUGAGUACAGUCUAAAAACCGACCAAUUCAAUUUGAGAGGCAACCAGCGCUACGCGAAGCCCAUUAUGAACCCGCCUGUUUUCAGCAAGAUUGAGGAGAUCACCCCAUUGACAAGGUCCCCUAGAAUUGCCACCAUGGGCAAUAUGACGGGUAGCCCUGAGCCUAUGGGUGUCACCAGAAAUUUGUUUGCUACGCUCACCGUGCGACCAUCUCGUCCCUUUCUCACACAGGCCCUCAAGAUCUUCAGUGAGGAAGUGAGAAAAAUCAAGUCUGUUGAAGGUUUGAGUCCAGCUUUUAUUUGCUACCCUCUUCAAAAGAAUGCUUUGACCGCCAUGAGGCAGAGAGGGGGCAAUGCUCUGGGUAUUGACUCAGAUGGACCCCUUUUCCUCAUCCUACUUUCCACCGCUUGGAACGAUGCCAGUGGCGAUGCCGCUGUCAACAGAAUGACAGAAAACACUGCUCGAAGGGUCAAUGCAGUUGCCGAGAAGCUCGGAGUUGCAGACCGAUACCGCUAUAUCAAUUAUGCGUCAAAGGCACAGACUGAAGAGGUUUUCCCUGGAUACGGUGAAAAGAAUAUGCAAAGACUGAAGCAAAUCCAAAAGUCAGUAGACCCUAAGGGUAUCUUUACCUCAAAGGGUUUGUAG
Penicillium nucicola is the source of this 1482-nucleotide messenger RNA. RefSeq names its product FAD-binding oxidoreductase. The record is from RefSeq and is a predicted model, not a curated record. Gene Ontology annotation, molecular function: FAD binding. Bases 1 to 1482 code for a protein of 493 amino acids. The transcript has 5 exons. NCBI's taxonomy places the organism in Eukaryota, Fungi, Ascomycota, Eurotiomycetes, Eurotiales, Aspergillaceae.